Molecule: messenger RNA, 1209 nt
Organism: Coprinopsis cinerea okayama7#130
Lineage: Eukaryota; Fungi; Basidiomycota; Agaricomycetes; Agaricales; Psathyrellaceae
Product: NADH kinase
Exons: 8
Coding region: 1-1209 (402 amino acids)
Biological process (GO): NADP+ biosynthetic process; NAD+ metabolic process
Molecular function (GO): NAD+ kinase activity
Source: RefSeq, a predicted model, not a curated record
AUGGUCCUUUUCCGGCGGCAACUUGCACUUGACUCAGGGAACGAUGCUUUCUUUCCGUCAAUUACCUCGGUCGCUGAGGCAACUGGCGCCUCUCGCCUGCCGCCGGACAACCCUUUGUCUUCCAACUCCCUUUCAAAAGAGAUCAUACAAUUCCUCCAAAGCCUCGUUCCAAAUUCCAUCCACAAGUCGUCCACCGACGUCAACAGCCCGGAAAAGCAACUUAAAGCCCCUCCAAAGACUAUCCUUAUUGUCAACAAACUACGGACACAGCCAGUAAUACUCGCUAUUGACGCUUUCCUCGAACAUGUCCAUGAAAACUAUCCCGAUGUCAGGGUAUUCCAUGAAGACAGACCUGAUAUCCCACAUGGAGCUGAAGUCUGGAAGCCAGGUCUUAACUCGACUGGCAUUGAUUUGGUCGUAACGUUUGGAGGUGACGGGACAAUACUGCAUGCAUCCUCGCUUUUCAGCUCAGGGGCGGUACCUCCCGUACUAAGCUUCUCAAUGGGUACCCUAGGGUUCCUGCUGCCAUUCCACAUGGACGACUAUGCCAAAGCACUUGAAAGCGUGUUUACGGGAAAAGCUACAAUUCUGAACCGCAUGCGACUCGCCUGUGCCUUCUAUGAUAACGAACUCCAGAAGAAGGAGAACGAUCAUGAUUGGCAGGUGAUGAAUGAAAUUGCACUACACAGGGGAGCAAGCCCUCAUCUCAACACUAUCGAUAUAUUUGUAGACGGACAACACCUCACAGAGGCAGUGUCGGACGGCCUCAUUGUAUCCACUCCCACAGGUUCAACAGCAUAUUCCCUCUCAGCUGGUGGACCUAUAGUGCAUCCUUCACUAAGCGCCCUGGUCUUGACACCCAUCUGUCCCCGAAGUCUAUCAUUCAGACCACUGGUAUUCCCCUCAACGUCCAUCAUAACGCUCCGGAUAGGAGAUCGCAGUAGAGCACCCGCUGGCGUCUCUAUGGACGGCCGCACUUCACAUAUCUUGAAUCCUGGAGAAUCCGUAACCGUACAAGCAUCGCCAUUCCCCGUUCCCUGUAUCAACAGAUCUUCGAUCAUCGACUCUGAGGUUGCUGCUGAAAUGCAGCACCGAGAAGGCGCCGGCCCAGGAAAGGAAGAUGACUGGGUUCGGGACAUCAACAACCUCUUGCAAUACAACGCCACGUUUAGGAGUAAAGCGUUACUUCGACACAGCAGGACUUCAUAA